CUCUACCGGAACAAGUGUUUUUCGCUACGACGCCACCUUGAUGGAAGCCUGUCUCGGGACUGCGGUGAUAAACAAAAACACGCAGCGAGGACGUCACAUUCUCCGGCUUGACUUUCAGCCGCGGCUCCCUCUCCCCUUCCUGUCUGCCCGGCCUGCGUUUUUGACAUCGGAAGCGGGACGUCACCUGAAACCGUAGCGGUUAACGAAGCGUCCUUCGGCUUUCCCCAACACUUGAAGGUCCCUGCCCGGGGGCGGCGACAGGAGCAGCAGCAGCGCGAACAUGACCGAGCUCCGGCGGCGAGGCGGCGGCGGAGAGGAACCGGACGGCACUGAGAACAUCAGCGACAAGGAGGCAGACGGCGAUGACAGGCUGGGCCUGCAAGGUGACACGGAGGGCGAAUGUGACGUGGACACCAAGGCGGACACUCCCGACGUACCAGCGUCCUCGGCGGACACGGACAACACUCCGCAGUGUCUGAACAAGGCUCUGGAAGGACUGCCGCCCAGAUGGAAGAACUACUGGAUACGAGGAGUUCUGUCCGUAGCCAUGAUUUCUGGCUUUUUCCUCAUCAUCUACAUGGGACCAAUCGCUCUCAUUUUAAUAGUGAUGACGGUCCAAAUCAAGUGUUUCCAGGAAAUCAUCACCAUCGGUUACAAGGUUUAUCGAUCCUACGACCUGCCCUGGUUCCGGACGCUCAGCUGGUACUUCCUGAUCUGCGUCAACUACUUCUUCUACGGCGAGACGCUGGCCGACUACUUUGGCUCCCUGGUGCAGAGGGAGGAGCCUCUGCAGUUCCUGUCGCGCUACCACCGCUUCAUCUCGUUCGCUCUGUACCUGGCAGGUUUCUGCAUGUUUGUGCUGAGUUUAGUGAAGAAACAUUAUCGCCUGCAGUUUUACAUGUUUGCGUGGACCCAUGUGACGCUGUUGAUUGUGGUAACUCAGUCGCACCUUGUCAUUCAGAACCUGUUUGAAGGGAUGAUCUGGUUCAUCGUGCCCAUCUCCAUCGUCAUCUGCAACGACAUCGGCGCCUACCUGUUUGGCUUCUUCUUUGGACGGACGCCACUCAUCAAGCUGUCCCCCAAGAAGACGUGGGAGGGCUUCAUUGGAGGCUACUUCUCCACCGUGAUCUUUGGAUUCAUUCUGGCGUACCUGCUGUCCCAGUUCCAGUACUUUGUGUGCCCAGUGGGCUUCAGCGGCGACACCAACAGCUUCGUGGUGGAAUGUGAACCCUCCGAGCUGUUUGUCCUGCACGAGUACACGCUGCCUGCCCUCCUAAGCAACGUACUACCUUGGAGGACGGUGACCUUGUACCCUUUCCAGAUCCACAGCAUCUUCCUGUCAUCCUUCGCCUCGCUCAUCGGGCCUUUCGGCGGCUUCUUCGCCAGCGGCUUCAAGCGCGCCUUCAAGAUCAAAGACUUUGCCAGCACCAUCCCAGGCCACGGCGGCAUCAUGGACCGCUUUGACUGUCAGUACCUGAUGGCCACCUUCACCCACGUCUACAUCGGCAGCUUCAUCAGAGGCCCCAACCCGAGCAAAGUGAUGCAGCAGCUGCUGAUGCUGCAGCCCGAGCAGCAGCUCAGCAUCUUCAACACGCUGACGUCACACCUGAGGGAGCGCGGCCUGCUGCCCCCCCCGGCCUGAGCGUAUGAGGAGGGUGGGGUGCAAGUGUGUGAUUGUGCAAGUAUGUACACGCACACACACACGAGCUUAGCUGUGAGGCUCUUCGUCCAUCCUUCAUGCAACUUUAAACAUAUGCUAACCGCUAAAAGAAAACCACCAGUGUUUCCCACAGGACUGCAAUCUAUUUGUGGCGGGGGAGGGGAGGAUUGUAGGCAUAGUAAAAAAUAUAUAGAUAUAUAUUUUUUAAAUGUCACAAACAAGACGGAGCCGUGUGUCCGCCACAAGUAAAUGAAGGCAUGGGAAACACUGCAUGACACCAAAAACAACAACAACAAGAAACGUGUUCACCUUGGAGCCACACUGAAGAUGGACUCUCUGGCUCUGUGUGCACGUGCUCGUCCCCCCCUGUGGACAAACCUUGCACUGACCUGCCAUGAACAAAGCAGACGUGAAGCUUCUUUCACCAGCACACAGUGAGGGGGAGGGGGGAAAAAGACGUCAUGCUAACACCGUCGCUACACGUACGCUAACUGGCGACAUCCACUAUAGCUUCCUAGCGCCUUCAUCCAAUGAAACCCAAAGUAGGAGAUCUAUAUUGUACAUAGAUAAUAUAUAACUACAAAUGAUAUAUGCAAAUACAUACAUACAUACAUACAUAUAUAUAUACAGUAUAUACAUAAGAAUAUUGUAGCUGGCAUGGACACAGUCGAUUUAAUUAGUACGUUUUAUGGGAUUAGAAGGUAAGGUAAUGUUUGGGAACUACAGCUUUUUUUUAAUAUAUAUAUAUUUAUGCGAGUAGUUGCUCUCACGUGCGUGGGCACGUAUAAAUAAAGUUCAUUCAACUUUAGAUGCAAUAAGUGAGCAUGUUCUGCACAGGGUCAAAUCCCCCACAGAUAGAAACAAUGCUAGCAACUACCGUAGACGCAGAGGAGGACGUCAAUCGUAAUGUUUAAAAAAAAAAAAAAUGAAAAUAGAGUCCACUAGUAAUGCCACUUUGCGCCACGAGAGGCGCUCGUUUGCUGUUGCUAAGGAAGUUAGCAUCGGCUUGGCGGGGGGCGGGUCUGUUGCCCCCUUGCUGUAACGCUAGUUUGUCAGCGUUCUACUACUGACCUCUUCCGAGAAGAAGAAGCACUGUCUCCAUCCCGCUAACGAUGCUAGUUGCACUGUGUCGUCUUCCAAUGCCACUUUAGAUGCUUUUAUGCAUUAAAUUAUUCUAUUUUAUGGAAAUCCUUUGAAUGUAGUUUGCAAUGAAGACUAUAUUUAACGUGUGUGGAGAAAACACUCUUAUGGAACUGUUUAAAAAAAAAAAACGUGCAGUUUGUAUUUUAUGCAAGUGUUCUCUGAAUGUGGGCGGGGCUUCUGGGGGGGUGAGACUUUACUUUGGAAGAAUGUUUACCAAAGCGCCCCAGUGGACAAAAAAAUAAAACAAGCUAGGAAUGGAAAGUUUUGGACCUGCUCCUUUAUUGGCUGGGACCGGCUGGGGGGCGUUUAUUGUGAAAGGAAGGGCACCAGUGCCACUUCCUAUCAGGAGCAGCUGACUAUCAGACUUUUGGUUUUGUUUGAAACCGCUUUUUAUUUAUCGAUGUGCAAGACCAUGUCAUUUGAUUUGAGCAGUGAUGAUGAUGAUGAUGAAUGUGAAGGGGCCCACUGUCGACUGGACACAGGCGAAUAAAGUUUUUUUUUCUGUAAAGUGUUGAGCGAUGUUUAUUUUCUAUGUUUCCGAAACCUUUUGAAAUGUUGCUCACUUUGCCAGAUGAGGCCGCCUGCGAGGGCUUACAGACGGGGGAGGGGCUCACAGCGGCACCCGCUGUUCGUUGAGAAGAGCGAUCGGUGCGUUCGAGUCAGUCGUCAGUUGCUUUUUUUCCCGGCACUCCAGAGGGGCUCGCUAAAUAUAGCCACUAAAGUUGGCAACACUCAUCCCUCCUGCUACGUCUUGUUCUUCUCUGGCAGAGCAGGUGUGCGAAGAAGCAGCGUUACGAUGCCAUCUGCUGUACCGAGAUGGAACCUCAAGCUACACGCCUGGUUAACAUUGUAAGACCACUUGGAAAAGUUGCAAUAAUCCACGUUUCACUGUUAGAUGGGGGUGUCGCGAGACACCCAACUUGAGACAACAUAUACAGUAUAUAUUAUAUUAUAAAUCAUAAAACACCGCUUGGUGGUCUAGUGGUUAGCACGUUGGCCAACACAGUAACAGCCUGGAGAUGGGAAGACCUGGGUUGGAUUCUUCCCUGGGCAUUUCUGUGUGGAGUUUGCAUGUUCUCCCCGUGUGUGUGUGGGUUUUCUCCGGGUACUCCGGCUUCCUCCCACAUUCCAAAAACAUGCGGGUGAGGUUAAUUGACGACUCUAAAUUGCCCAUAUGAGUGUGAAUGGUUGUUUGUCUAUAUGUGCCCUGCGAUUGGCUGGCGACCAGUCCAGGGUGUACCCCGCCUGUCGCCCAAAGUCAGCUGGGAUAGGCUCCAGCAUGCCCCCGCGACCCUAAUGAGAAAGAAGCGGUAUAGAAAAUGGAUGGAUGGAUCAUAAAACAACAUACUGUAUGUAACAGACGCCAGCCAGUGUAUGUUAGUAAAACUUGUCAACAUGGAUCUCUUCUGUGUAUGAGGUGUGUUUUGAAACGGAACCGGUGAUCGCCGGCACUUGACAAUUGGACGCUGAGCCAAAUGCAAUGAGAGUUGAAAGAACCGCUUGGCUCACCCUAGUGGUGAAGUUGAUGUAUUAGUUUCAUCAAAUCAGUGAGAUUUAAAAAAUCGUUAACUAAUCAAAAUUGCAGAGACACCCUGUUUGGCCCAUCUUAUCAUGAGCACACAAUUCGAACAACAUUCAAAUAACACCUGAAUUCUGCACGCGGAAAAAAUAUGCUGAAAACGAAUUGCA
Molecule: messenger RNA, 4492 nt
Organism: Dunckerocampus dactyliophorus (ringed pipefish)
Lineage: Eukaryota; Metazoa; Chordata; Actinopteri; Syngnathiformes; Syngnathidae
Gene: cds1
Product: CDP-diacylglycerol synthase (phosphatidate cytidylyltransferase) 1
Exons: 13
Coding region: 281-1642 (453 amino acids)
Cellular component (GO): endoplasmic reticulum membrane
Molecular function (GO): phosphatidate cytidylyltransferase activity
Source: RefSeq, a predicted model, not a curated record